AGCCCGCUGGCUCCGCGCUCCUCCCCGCUCCGGUGCGGCCCGCCAGGGAGGCGCAGGAGGUGGGACCUGCGGGCGGGAAGGCUGGGGACGCCGGCGCACGCGGAUCGGGGAUCCGGUAGAGCUCGCCACCCGUAGGAGGAGCUGGAGGGGGAGAGGAGCGCGCGGCCGGAGAACCGGAGGCGGCGGUCCCGGCCGUAGGCACAGCGGGGAGACGGGGAGCAGCCAGGCCGGGAGGGCCCCGCUAGGAGCCGAGGCCGGAGGUCUGGGCUCACGGCCCCGCGUCCCCGCAGCUGCUGUCGCCCAGGAGCAGCAGCUGUGCCCAGGGUCCCUGCAGCGGCGAGUGGAGGGGGAGGAGCGGCAGCUAGACGGUGGCAGCUGGAGGAGGAGCCGCGCGGCUGUCCGGUGCUCCGGGGAGAGGGCGCGCUGCCCUGGCUGAGCCGCGCUGGGAUGUCCCGCUGACCGCGGCCAUGCAGCCUUGACCGGGCACUCGGGCGCGGGGACCAGCCGCGGCGCGCGCCCUCCCGGGAAGGGGCAGCGGGCGCGGGCAGCAGGACUUCACCGCCGACUUCAGCCCCGCUGAGUGCCCUGCCGUCCACCAUGGAACCCGUGACCAAGUGGAGCCCCAAACAAGUGGUGGACUGGACUAAAGGGUUGGAUGAUUGCCUGCAGCAGUACGUCCACAAGUUCGAACGGGAGAAGAUAAACGGAGAACAGCUGCUCCAGAUUUCCCAUCAAGAUCUUGAGGAGCUGGGUGUCACUCGGAUUGGCCACCAGGAACUUGUGUUGGAGGCUGUGGACCUUCUCUGUGCACUGAAUUAUGGCCUUGAGACCGAUAAUAUGAAGAACUUGGUUUUGAAACUGCGAGCAUCUUCCCACAACUUACAGAAUUAUAUAAGUAGCCGGCGGAAAAGUCCAGCUUAUGAUGGGAGCACCUCCCAUAAGCCCCCCAAUGAGUUCCUGACCUCUGUGGUGGAGCUCAUAGGUGCUGCCAAGGCCUUGUUAGCUUGGCUGGACCGGGCUCCGUUUACAGGGAUCACCGAUUUCUCAGUAACGAAGAACAAAAUCAUUCAGCUUUGCUUGGACCUGACCACUGCAGUCCAGAAGGACUGCCUUGUAGCAGAAAUGGAGGAGAAAGUUUUAACUGUAGUCAAGGUUUUAAAUGGCAUCUGUGACAAAACAAUCCGAUCUACCACGGAUCCUGUUAUGAGCCAGUGUGCGUGUCUGGAGGAGGUUCACCUACCAAACAUUAAGCCCGGGGAAGGCCUGGGCAUGUACAUCAAAUCCACCUAUGACGGAUUGCACGUAAUUACUGGAACCACAGAAAAUUCUCCUGCAGACAGAUCUCAGAAGAUUCAUGCUGGUGAUGAAGUCAUUCAGGUGAAUCAGCAAACUGUGGUGGGAUGGCAGCUGAAAAAUUUGGUGAGAAAGUUGAGAGAGAAUCCUACAGGAGUUGUGUUACUGCUUAAAAAGCGCCCUACGAGCUCCUUCAACUUUACACCUGCUCCCCUGAAAAACCUGCGAUGGAAGCCACCUCUGGUGCAGACCUCGCCUCUGCCCACGACCACCCAGUCCCCGGACAGCACAAUGGAUGCCUCGCUAAAGAAGGAGAAGCCAGCCAUCCUGGAUCUGUAUAUUCCUCCCCCACCGGCUGUUCCUUACUCACCCCGGGAAGAGAACGGGAGUUCUGUUUAUGGAGGAUUCAGUAAGUGUAAACAGCCACUGGCUGGUCCUAAAGGUUCCGAGUCUCCCAAUUCCUUCCUGGACCAGGAAAGCCGGAGACGGAGAUUCACCAUCGCUGAUUCUGAUCAGCUGCCUGGGUAUUCAGCGGAAACCAAUAUUCUGCCCACAAAAAUGAGAGAGAAAACACCAUCUUACGGCAAGCCCCGGCCUCUGUCCAUGCCUGCAGAUGCGAGCUGGAUGGGGAUCGUGGACCCCUUUGCCAGACCCCGAGGUCAUGGGAGGAAAGACCUGAGGGAUUAAAGCACGUGAGGAUGCAACGGAAGGUGGUGCUUCAGGGGUGUCAGUCCUCGUUCUCUCCUGGAUCCCACCGCCCAGGAGUCACUGCUCAGAUGAAGACAGUUCACAGCCUGAGUGCUCAUGUCAUGCUUGCAGCUGAAUGUCACACACAGUCAUGCUUCACCAAGCUUCCUGUUUCUCUGAAGAGUAAAACUGACGCUGUAGGAGAAAAAUCAAGAAAUAAACCUCAAAGUGUUUUCAAAAGAUGAAGGGCUAUAUCCUUCCCAUCCAAGGAUAUCAAUGUUUCCAUCAUUUACCCUUCCGUUUCCUGGUACGUUGUAAAUGCUCAACUGUUUGUGAAGCAAUGAUUGAAAGGAGAGGCAACAUCAGCAGGAAAAAAAUCGUUUUUUCCCCCUUGUUCUUCCUUUGACUAGACCCAUGAAAAGGGAUUCACCAUUUAGCUUUAUUUUUCGGGCGACAAAGACCAGAUCUGAAGAUAAUUCUUCAAUGUUUGGACAUACCUUAGUCUGAACAUUUUGAUUUAUCGCAAAGAAAUGGGAAAGACUUUAAAAAUGAAGUUUAAUAUAAAGUAAUAUUGUGUCUGAAGUAAGAAAUUGUCCUUUUAGUUGUGUGGGGGUGGGGUCCUGUUUUCUUACUCAGAAAUACCUCUCUGCCAUUCCAGCUGAGGCUGAGCCAGGAUAAGGAUGGGGCAGGUUUAGGAAUUAGUACUAAUUCAGAUGUCUUUGACUUUUGGAAAUUGGUAUCCAGCAGUUAGAAGUAGGGGGUUCAGCUUUUGAAGUUAGGUAAUCCAAACUGUCCCAAGUUAGGACUUAAUAAACUCUGGGACUCGAAACAUGUUACUUACCUCUCUGGUCCGCAUCUGUUUAUUAGAAAGGGAAUAAUAGAAUCUAAUUCACAGGCUUAUGGGGAUUAAAUGAGGUGAUGUUUGUGAGGGUCUUAGGAUAGCCCAGCACCCAGCACUUAGGAGAUGUUGACUCUUGCUGGAACAUUCUAGUAGCAGUGUUUACACCAUCUUAACCUCUAUUAAAUGAGGCAUUCAGAGCUGGUCAACAGGGAAUUGCUCAUUCUUUUGUCCAUAAUCAGCAAAAUAAUGCCAUUGUCACACUGUUAGAAGGCUGCUGUGUAUUCCGUGGCCUGGAAAUGUGGUUUUUACUGGUACAAAUCUCAGUUACUCAGAAGUUUUGGCAAAGUCAGAAUGCAGAAAUGAUAAAAGUCUGAUCGGACACACUCAGAAUAAUACAGUAUUAUUUUAACAUUGGCUUGAUUCAUCCUCAGCAUACUUUCUCUCUUUAAUCCCCCCAACUGUCUUCAACAGAGUGAUGUAUGAAAACAGGAAGUCAGCAUUCCCCCAUCUCCUAGUUGGCUGAAUGACUUUCGCCUCCCAUCCGUAGUUUGAAGUGGUACCCUCAAACUUACCUCUGUGUUUCCUGUGAUUCGGGGAAAAAUUAAUCAUGUAGAAUGGUUUCUAUUUUGGAAAUUCUUAUGAAAAGGAACUCUUACAUAAAUAUAAAACUAGGAGUGUGUGUUGCCUUUGCAGAAGCUGAAAAGAACUGUCCUCAGAUGCCCACUCUCAAGUAAUGCUUUGGGAGGUCCAGGGAGAAAUAGGGAGAGAGACGCUCUGGGAGGGACAGAGGGAACUGGAAAAUUGUUCUUAGUCUCAGCUUUCAUUUGGUUUAUUUCAGCCAUCUGGACACUCAGUGCAUCAGCCAGACUGUGAGCACACAGACCAGAGAUACUCGGCUGCUAUGGACAUGGCAGCGCCACCCCUGCUUGAGCGCUUGUGUUUGUCUCUCUCAUCUGUGAAGCAGAAUCUUAUGAAUUGGUGAAUAUUUGGCCAUAUUAAAAUAAGAACCUACAUAAUCACCAUUCGACCUAGUAGGUUACAGAUGCUCCGAGGACAGAGAUCAUGUCUGUUUCUUCCUUUUACUUUCUAGCAAAGCUCCGUUCUGUUCUGUGCCUGGUGUUAAAAUUACACCUUGUAAUAACUGUCUGUCUCCAUGGAUCCCCCCCCAGUACCCUGAACACCGAGAGGUGACCCUCAACUUGAUCUUACUCAUCUGUUUAUUUUCUAGGAAAUAAUCUGUUUAAUUCCUAGGAUAAAAGGAAGAAAGUUAAGGGUGAAUGACGAAAUUGGCAUUUUACAUUAUUAUGCUCAUGGCAAUGUCAAGGAGAAACAAGGGUUGGCCAUGGGCAUUUAGAUCAGAUGAGCAAUUGAAAAGCAAACAGACAAACAAGCCCGCAAAACAAAAUAAAAGCCUUAGAACCUGAUUUUUGGGGGAAAAAAGUUAAACAAGACCUUUCAUUAUCUGCUUCUCCUUUUGCUCUUAGGGCAAUUAAGGAAAUGGAAGAAGAGCUAAGCUAAUCUUAUUGAGAGCACUAUAUUUUACUUGGAAUUGUUACUGCCUUUUUCAGAUUUCUCCUCAAGGAAGGCAAAUCACUGAAGCCCCCCUAGAGGGUAUGCAAGGAUGUUAAUUGAAUUACACUCUUUAGACAACAUCAAAUACAAUUGAUCAGAGUUUGUGUGUUAGUUUAAACUAACAACUAGUUAAUUUUAGCUGAUAUUCUUCCUUAAACCCCUGCCUUGGCACUUAGUUCUAGAUUCUUAACCAGAAGUUGGACUCAUCCUUCCAGGUCCAGUCACCAAGGUGACUCCCAAGGUCAUCCCUAUGAGGCCCUCCUUGACCCUCCUCUGGACAGAAUUCAUCGGUCUCUGCUGUCUUUCUAUAGCGUCGACUCAUCCUGUUGGUUAGAUGUUUGGCUCUCCAGCUUGGAUUAUGACCCUUUCUAAAGCAGAUUCUGUAUAACUCACAUGAUAGGUAGAGUCAAUAUUAUUGAAAUAACUAGACGGUAAAGUUAAUGACUGUGCAGUCGGAAAAAAAUUAGAAAAAAUGAUUAAAGUUUCGUAUGUGAAAAAAAGAAAUUAUAUUAAGAUUUUUUUUGCAGACUACUACAUAUAGAAUUUCAUUACGUUGGCUCUCAUUCUAAAGGAAGACAUUAUACCAGGUGUCAGAACUCAGUCAUAUUUGUAGGAAGGCUCAACCCUGGCUGUCAACAACCGCUUCUUUGGUUACAGGAUUAUAGUAACUGCUGAGAAUGUAAGCACUUUCAGAAGUCUACAAAGGACUCAUUUCAGAUUCAUACAGGUGGUUUCAAAUUAGCCAUAGGAAAAUUAAUGGUGCGUGGCAGUCAGGGCAAAUGGAAGUUCUUAUAAUUUAGGCAAAAUGGAAGACAAUUCUAGGUAUAUGAUGUUUGGUUGAAGGAGUGUGAUUUGGACCUGAGAAAACCAAGUGCAUAAGUACUAAGGCUAUUAAGUAGACAGUGAAAUAUUACUAAGAACCUUCAUCCCAAGGGGUUGAGUGAUGAACUACUGAGAAUACUGUUGCUGUGUUUCAGAGACCGCAAACAACGCUGCUGAUGUCUGAGACAUCGAAGUCUAUGUGAAAAAUAACGUCCUUUGCUCUAGGCUACAUUGGGCUCCCCCGGGUCUGCGGGUUCCACUUUGUUGACGUCUGAAAACAAGCAGAAAAUCUGCUCCUUUGGGAACCUGACUUUCCCCAAAGAUGGCAGAUCGAGCAGGAGACAUUCAACUGUUAGUAGUUCAACAACCGAAAAAUACAUAUAUAUUAAAAGGAAGAAAUACGAGAUGAUUAAAUAAAGAAACUCCUUUGCAAACGGAAAUUAAUGGUGAUGAUGAUCUGGGGCCUCUGGAGUGCUGCUUUUCCAGAUGCAUCCAGCGAUGUGCUUCUAUCUAAAGGGCUCGUGUAGAAUUCGCUGAAAAUGUGGUCUAGGUUUAUUAUACGGGGAAUAGGACUGGAUCCUCUUCUUGGCAAUGGAAAGUACUCAGGGCGCACAAUGACAGUACGUACUCUGCUUGUAUCAUUUCUCCUUGCGUGGGGAGCACUUGGCCUGAGCACCCCUGGAAACCCUGCUUCCCUGCUCUGCCCACCUUUCUUCCACUCGCCCUUUUUCACCUUUGUGUUUUCCUGAUGCAGCUCAAACCACAGUCACCCUGAUUCCUGAAUUUGCUCUCUACGCUCAGUCCAUCUCCCAUCCUUUGCCUCCUGUGUUGAGAAAUACAGCCCAUUUUUUGGCAGUUGGAAGAAAGAGAAACAACGAAUCCACCCCUUUGGCUUCAUAUAUGUUGGCUCUCAACGUGUUCUUCUUCUGAACAGUGUGGGGAGAUGAAAACACCUUCGGCAAGGAGACUAAGGCCAGAGUUGGGAGUUACCCAUGGCUUGUCUAAGGCUCAGGAAAGAACAGCUGUCCCUCUGUUGAAUCCUUCUGCUGCUGCUUUUUCCCAUCUCAUUGAUUUUUGCUCUUUUAUUUCCUCCUUCCUUCUAUUUCCUUUGGGCUUAAUCUGUUUUUUUUUUUUUUUUAAACUUCCUGUGUUAAGCUCAUGCCGUGACAACCCCAACAUCUCAGUGACUUAACACACUCCCAGCUGACACUUUCUGUAUACAGAGUCAGUCCACUGUGAAUGUUCCAGGCUGGGCAACGCUGCAUGGUGGCCUUCCUCCAGCGAGGGACUCGGGGACCCAGGCCACUCCUAUCUCUGGUUUUUCAAACUUGGGGUUUCAAGCUUACCCUAUGCUAUGCGUCCGGUAGACUGGGCUGUGGGACACGGGACAGUGAAACUGAGCAGUUAACCAGCUUGUCCUAGAAAUGACCGUCAUGGCCACCUUAAGUGCAAGGGAGGUUGGGAAAGGGCUCUUGGUGAGGGCUAGUGGUCUCUGCCACGUUUCCUAGGUUGAGUACUUAGUUCAUUAAAAUACAACUUUUCUUUAAUGUUUCUAAUAUUUACACUUAAGAUUAUAAAUUUCCCUCGAAACAUUACUUUUGCUGUAUUUCACAAGGUUUGGUGUGUAGUGUUUCCAUUAUCGUUUAAUUCCAACUAAUUUUUAAUUUUGCUAUGAUUUAUUCUUUGGUCCAUGCGUCAUUUUGAGUUUUAUAUAUUUCUAUGUCAUUAGGAUAGGGAAGGAUUUGUCGUACAAGACAAUAAAGGGCCAACUAUAAAAGAUAAGUUUGAUAAAUUCAACUGCAUUAAAGCUAAGGACUUCUGUUCGUCAAGAGACACUGUAAAAAAUAAAAAAAGGUCUAAAAAUUGAGGAAGGAUAACAAACCCUAAGGAUUGGCAUCAAGAAUAUAUAUAUAUAAUCCUGGUUAGAGAAAGACAAAGCAGUACAAAAAUGAGCACAAAGCAUUUCACAGAGGGGAACGCAAAUAGUCCAUAAGCACAUGAGAAGCUACUCAUUAGUCAGCAGCCAGAUCUAAAUCAAAACCACAGGAAGAUGCUCUUCUAUGCCUAACCGACUGCCAAAAAUGAAGUAAUUACUCAGAGGACCAGUGGGACCUCGCACGCAUCGCUGAUGUGGGGUUAAACUGGCACUGACUGUUCAUACUGCCGUCUCGCUCCUGGGUAUCUAUUCUGGAGAAUGAAACGGUAACUGCCCAAGAGGCGAAUGGGAACAUCCCAGCAAGCUGUUAUCCCAGCAAAGGUGGUGGGUCCCUGCAGAGCUCCGUGGAAACUGGCAAUGACUCAUCACUUAGGGCAGCAAAAUCUGAUCGAACGCAAUGCUUGGAACCCACCUCCCCGCUGCUACCAGGGGAGAGCGAAGGGCUGGUUGUGCCCCCACCAUGAAUGCUAAGGAAGCCAGUCUUGCUGCUGGUGGGCAGCGUCACUCAGCUGCAGUCACAACCCCCGAGGAAGCCAGGGGAGGGGCCUGGCGCUUCCUUAAUGAUGCGCUGAAAAGCCCCACAGGUCCAGGGACUCCAUCGGAGGUCUGAGGUUGGGCUCUGUCAGACCUCCGUCUACUGCCCUGGGGGAAGCUGACCACGGGACCUGCACCCCUGCUGCUGCCUCUGAGUGUCCCCAGCACGUGGUCUCUGUGUGUGCCUUGGCCAUCUGCCUUUGUUUGCACAGCACAACCUCUCGUCCAUCAACAAAAUACUGUUUGUGUGGUGGUUUAUUCUUAAAAUGGAAUCAGCUCCAGCCAGUGAAAACAAAUGAAUUACAGCUGUUCACAUCAAAGAGAUGAAUCUUAUUAAUGCAGUGUUGACUGGAGAAAGUGCCAGAAUGCAGCAUGUAGCUUGUCACUCUUUAAAACAUUCUAAAACAGGUAAAACGGAAGAGAGUACUACUUAGUGAAUAAGUGAAAAGAGGAAAGAAAGGGAUGAUAGAACACGCUGUUCAGGACGUGGUUCGCCUCUGGUGGGGCGGCAAGAGCACAGGAAAGGAAGGACCCCCAAGUGGACGUACAGGUGGAUCAGCCCAGUUCUCUCCAGAGUCAAGGAUAAAAGUACUGAUGUUUGAUUUGCAACAGAGAAACCCAGGGCAACUAGACGGAGGAAGGAGGGAAGUGAGGCAAAACAUGUGACGCGAUAGAAAGUGGUGUGGGCUGAAUCGGGCGGGUCCCACCGGGCGGGUCCCACCCCACAAAUCCACGUGUUCAAUCCUAACCCCGGUACUUGAGAGGUAACUGUGUUUUGUUAAAGAAGUAAUGAGAUUCAGUAUGACUCGUGUCCUCUUAAGAGGAAAUUUGGACACAGAUGUGUGUGUGCACAGAGAAAGGACUGUGGGCAGCCAUAGGGAGAAGAUGGCCGUCUACAAGCCAAGGAGAGAACCCUCAGGAAAAAACAACCCUGCCGACACCCUCAUCCCAGACUUCAGUCUCCAGGACUGUGAGGAAAUGCGUAUUUGCUGUUUGAGCCCCCAGUCUGUGGUGCUUUGUCACGGCAGCCCGAGCAGGCUGAGACACAGUGAUGUGUCCCUUCUGAGUAAAUAUGGGUCUCUGGGCGACUGUGCCUGCUCAGUGGGGCUCUUCUGGAAGCUAUAAGGAGGGAGGGGAAGGGGGAAUUUAUCUUCCAGGUCAGGGCAGCCCACGGGAAGGUAAAGUCCCUGUACUUUCUCAUUGUGUCACCCAGCCUCUUCGGUGGCCACUCACAGUGCCCCUCCAGUGUGGCCUUUCCCCUGAAUCCACAAGGGGCAGGAGGAGCCAGAAACCUGGAUGUGCAGGGGGUUGGCCCGGCUGUGUGGCUGACGGUUAAGGGGACGCCCUGGGCUGGUCAGCAAUGGAUGCGGGACCCCGGAAGCCCAGCUGAGCUGGAUUUGUGACUGGUCAGCAAUGUUCUAGCCCUGGGUUGGGAUGGUGGGUACAGAGGUAGUCAAUUACUUUUUAAGUGAAAUUUUAAAAAUAAAAGGACAAGCAUGGACCAAUGAUGAUAAUGAUGAUGUAUAAAGAAUCAAAGAUUAAAUUACGGUGAAUUCAGUUCUGUGUUUCUGAGUGUGUGUUUUUCUGUCCAAAAGAGAAGAGCAGUUGAUUUCUAUUCUUGCCCUUCCCUGCAUCCGGGAAAUUAGCUGGUUAUUUUGAAAAGCUAAUUAAACCUACUUGGGAGAUAGAAGGAAUCAAAUCUCCUAUAAAAAUUCAACUGUUAAGCCUCCAGUCUGUUUUAUUUGUAAGCUAUUGCUUCAGACGUUAGAAAAAUGGUGUACAGUAUAUUUGAUUAUGGAAAAACUUUCCCAUUAAAUAAGGCCUAAUAAAAUAAUUGAAUAUGUAUGUUU
Messenger RNA from Camelus dromedarius (Arabian camel), 9535 nucleotides. It is a transcript of the gene CNKSR3, whose product is annotated as CNKSR family member 3. Lineage: Eukaryota; Metazoa; Chordata; Mammalia; Artiodactyla; Camelidae. The record is from RefSeq and is a predicted model, not a curated record. Gene Ontology annotation, cellular component: cytoplasm; membrane. Gene Ontology annotation, biological process: regulation of signal transduction. Bases 598 to 1980 code for a protein of 460 amino acids. The transcript has 13 exons. Gene Ontology annotation, molecular function: protein binding.